AUGGACAGCCCUCGAGGAGGAAUUGCCGGUGCUGGAAAGAUCAGACUGCCACGUUGGCUGCACAGCAACACUCCACGCAGCCCCGUGGAGCUCCACGGCUUCUCGGAUGCCUCCGAACGGGCUUACGCUGCUGUGGUCUACAGCAGGGUGGAGGAUGGCGGACUGCCCCGCAUCAACCUGGUGGUCGCCAAGAGCAGAGUGGCCCCGUUGAAGCGUGUAUCGCUGCCGAGACUAGAACUCUGCGGAGCGGCUCUGCUGUCAAAGCUAGCAGAACAUGUGCGGCUCUCCUUGGGUCUGGAGAGGUCGGCGGUCACCCUCUGGACGGAUUCUACGUCGCUACACAAGGAGAACCCUGCAGACUGUGCCUCCCGAGGGGUGUCACCGAAGGAGCUCCUGGAACAUCAUCUAUGGUGGCGAGGGCCGGAAUAUCUCCGCCAUCACGCGGACUUUUGGCCGAAGGACGUCAAGCUCUUGGAGACGGCCGACUUACCGGAGCAGAGACCGUUCCGAUGCCAUGCAGCCGCCGAGGAACGAGAAGCUGAGGAGCUCUGCCGCUUUUCCUGCCUUCGUCGCCUGCUUCGCGUGUCCGCCUGGAUCUGGCGCUGGAGGGCACGAGGGCGUCACUCAGCAGACAGCGAAGCUGUGUCGGCCUCCUUGGAACCUGAGGAGCUGGAGGCCGCUCUAUCUAAAUGGAUCCAGGUAGCUCAGGAGUCGAGCUACCAUGCCGAGCUGCAAAACGUCCGUGCUGAAAGGACGCUGCCUGCCCGGAGCUCACUCCGCAAGCUGGUUCCCAUAUUGGACGACGAGGGCACCCUGCGAGUCAGCGGGCGUCUGAAACACGCAAUUUUGGAUGCCGAUCAACGUCAUCCUGCCAUCCUACCGCCGCAGUCUCACCUGACGCACCUGGUGGUUGACGCCGCCCACAGGCGAACACUUCACGGCGGAGUCCAGGCCACCUUGGCUCAUAUCAGGCAGCGUUUUUGGAUUUCGCGAGGACGUCAAGUGGUUCGCAGCCACAUUCACAGUUGCCCCCCAUGCAUCCGAUGGCGGGCGGCCACUCCACGGCCGAAGAUGGGCGACCUGCCAAAGCGCGCGUCACUCCGAGCCGCCCAUUUCAGCACACCGGCGUGGACCUCGCCGGCCCGCUCCCGCGCCGUACAUCUUGAAGCUGUCAGCGACUACACCGCCGAGGCCUUCUUAGCGGCCUUUCGUCGGUUCGUGUCCCGACGAGGGUUGUGCACAGUCGUGUAUAGCGACUGCGGCACUAAUUUUGUGGGCGCGGACCGACAGCUUAAGGCCCUUUUCAAGGCUGCUGGCCGUGAGAUCCAGACCAUUGUUGGGCACCUGGCAGACCGAGGAGUGCGGUGGAGCUUCAAUCCACCGGCAGCUCCACAUUUUGGCGGCCUGCGGGAAGCGGCGGUCAAGGCGGUUAAACACCACCUGAGACGCACCAUCGGCGAGGCCAGACUGACCUUUGAGGAACUGUCGACGUUCCUCACAGAGGUUAAAGCCUGCCUCAAUUCUAGGCCGCUCGAAGCCUUGACGGAUGACCCUGACGACCUCCGUGCCCUGACGCCUAAGCAUUUCCUGGUGGGAAGCCCUCUCCUCGCCAUCCCGGAGCCGUCACUCCUGGACGCAUCAGCCAACCGGCUGAAUCGGUGGCGUCUCCUGCAGCAGAUGCGGGAUCACCUGUGGCAGCGGUGGACCCGCGAGUAUCUACAGCACCUCAGCCCGCGGCCCAAAUGGUGGGCCACUCGUGGAGCUAUUCUCGAGGGCCAGUUGUGUCUGGUCAAGGGCGAGAAUACCCCGCCGUGCCGGUGGCCGCUUGCUCGGAUCACGCGCGUGCAACCCGGCAUGAACGGGGAGAUACGCGUGGUGGAUGUCCGCACGUCCGUUGGCGAGUUAACCCGGCCAGUGGUUAAAAUCGUACCACUGCCGACGGCUGCCGCCAAGGACCCAGAGCCACCCGCGUAA
Messenger RNA from Nylanderia fulva, 1974 nucleotides. NCBI's taxonomy places the organism in Eukaryota, Metazoa, Arthropoda, Insecta, Hymenoptera, Formicidae. The record is from RefSeq and is a predicted model, not a curated record.